Messenger RNA from Homalodisca vitripennis (glassy-winged sharpshooter), 3242 nucleotides. Its product is annotated as 52 kDa repressor of the inhibitor of the protein kinase-like. The coding region runs from base 358 to 3144 and encodes 928 amino acids. Lineage: Eukaryota; Metazoa; Arthropoda; Insecta; Hemiptera; Cicadellidae. The record is from RefSeq and is a predicted model, not a curated record. The transcript is spliced from 2 exons. Gene Ontology annotation, molecular function: protein dimerization activity.
GCGCUGCGCUAUGGGUGUCGACGUGACCCAGUGGCGGGCCGCCGUGGGCACCCACGCUGGAAGGGUGAGGCCAGCGGUGCCUGUGGCGAGAACGCGGUAUGGCGCGGCAUCGGGAUGCUACCCCUAUCGGUUCCCAUCAGACACAGAACCCUUGGCGAUUCUCAAGGCGUUGCACCAGGUAAGAUAAGAUUACUGUCAUCCUUUAAUUUCUUUGCACUGAUAACGAUAACAGGAACGGUACAUGCAAGCAUGAAAUAGAAAUUUUAGAUAUUUACGUGUUGCUUUUUUUGUUGUUUCCUUUUGUAGCACCACAAGUUUGGGUUGGUCGCAGAGUGCAUCCUACCUGCAGACUCUCAAAUGCGGAAGGAGUUUUUUAAUGGGCUCGUGGGCUUCUUGCUGCUGUUGGAGGCAGGCAUCGAACGGAAUCCAGGUCCUGCAGGCGACGAUGAGAGCAGGGAUGAAUCAAAGGCGAAGCGUUUAAAGUCUGCCAACUCAACGACGCGCCGAAUCGACUCCUUCUUCAGACCAGCUUCAACCUCAGUGACAGGGCCAUGUACGGAGUCGGUGCCGGCCCCGGGCAGCUCUUCAUUUUCGUCUCCGAUGAUGUCACCGUCGCCUUCCCCGUCACCAACUCCAUCACCAUCGCCAAUGCAGUCGCCCUCACCAGCCCCCUCAUCAACUAUCAGCGACCCGGAGCCAACUCAACCCAUCGGUCAACCUCCUGGUACCUCCAGUGCUUCUUCUUAUUGGGUUGCGAAUGAUAUUGGUGAUUGUAUAGGCAAAGGGGAAACUAUUUCUGAUCACAAAAAGUACCAAUUAUUAGAAAAUCCUUGGCGGCCACCCCCUGAUUAUGAUUUACCAUUCAGUUCCACCUCUAUGAAAAAUAAAGAUGGGACUUUAAGGAAAAGAUAUUUGAACCAAGGGCACUUAGAUAAAUAUCGUUCCUGGCUUGUUCUUUCUCAUCGUGAUAGAGGUCUGUACUGCAAGUACUGCGCCUUGUUUUCAGUGAGCGGUAAAGCAGGUCAUAAUAAGGCUAUGAGGUUGGGCAAACUUGUGAGUGAACCACUUACUAAUUUCAAGAAACUGGUGGGUAAGGAUGGUCACUUAGAUUGCCAUGAAAGCUUGAAAUACCACAAAAAAGCUGUUGAGGCUGGCAAAGAAUUCAUGCUAAUUUACCAUAAGCCGGAACUUCAAGUUGCAAGCCGAAUAAAUCAGCAACGCGUCGAUGAAAUCAAAAGCAAUAGAGAGCGGCUGGAACCAAUCAUCAGGGCUUGCAUGUUUCUUGGGCGGCAGGGUUUAGCUUUUCGAGGUCAUAGAGAUGACGGUGAACUGUACCCUGAAAAAGAUGAACUAUUUCGAAAAAAUGUCAACAGUGCUGUAUGCAAUCAGGGAAACUUUAGAGAAGUACUUAGGUUAAUGACGCAAUCAAGAGAUGAGAGACUCAAGCGACAUCUGAUGACUUCAUCUGCCCGGGCAACGUACGUGGGGAAGAAUACUCAAAAUGGCCUUAUUAAUUGCAUUGGUGAUGAAAUUCUUGAAAGUAUUUUACAAAAAGUACGUAGCGCAGAGUAUUUUGCAAUAAUGUUCGAUGAAACAACGGACAUAUCACACAAAUCUCAAUUGAGUCUAGUCAUCAGAUACGUUACAAGUGCAGGGCAGGUCCACGAAAGCUUCGUAGGAUUCAUUGACACAUUUGACGACAUUUUAGAAACAGAGAAAAAACAGAAUAAAGCAGAACAGGAUGAUGAACAGGAAGAAGAACGAAGAGAACCUGCAACUGAAACAAAGUUAACAGGGGAAGCAAUAGGGCUUAUCGUUAUACGCAUGCUGCAGAAGCUACGACUGAACCUUGACAAAUGCAUUGGAAUUGCAACAGAUAACUGCUCUGUAAUGGUUUCAGAGUUGAAGGGUGCGGUGCAAGAGAUACAGAAGUAUGCGAGAAACGCCCUUCGCACUCCCUGCUUCAGUCACAAAUUAAACUUGUCCCUUUCGAAGUCAAAUCAAGUUAUCAGCAUUAGAAAUGCCAUCGGAACGAUGAAGAGCUGUGUGACUUUUUUUGAUGACUCUCCUAAGAGAAAUACGGUUUUGAAAACUAAGCUGGGUCAUCAACUGUCAGGUCUUUGCGAGACAAGGUGGAUUGAGCGCCAUGAUGGUGUUCUACAGUACACAGUGGAUUUGCCUAAAGUUAUCGAGUGUCUGGAUGAAAUCAGCGAAUGGGCCGAUACGUCUUCAUCUAGUAUGGCUGUCCAGCUCCGCGCAGCGUUGACAGACCCCUUUUUCCUUGUGGCUGUUUUCUGUCUUGGUGAUGUUCUCGCGACCACCUUGCCUGUCAGUAAACUGUUACAGAAGUUCUCACUCACUUUGGACGUAGCGACGUCAGAAAUAUCUAACCUUGUGUCGGUUUUGUCUUCGCGCCGUGAGAAUAAUGUUGAGCACUUCAAAGGCAUCUGGAAGAAAAUCGAAGACAUGACCAAAAUUCUUGAUGUCGUCAUUCGAAUUCCAAGAAGAUGUAUCCGUCAAGGAUUCCGAGAUAACUAUUCAACGGACUCACCGCAAGAGUACUUCCGUCUAGCCGUCUUCAAUCCUCUCCUUGACUUCAUUGUGAUGGACCUUAAAGACCGAUUUCCACCCGAAGUAAUACAAGUAUUCAAUUUACCUUGGCUUCUACCAGAGAAUAUGCUAAGUUCUGCGGCUGACUUGGACCUAAAACAAAAAGCCACACAGUUUGUAGACUCAUUUUUUUCAUUGUUGCCUUGCAGUAGUCCUGAAAUGGCAAAACUGCAGCUCAGCGCCGAAUUGGAAUUAUGGUACAGUAAGUGGUCGAGAGGGGAUCCAAACAACUUACCAAAGUCAAAGUCAUCUGCAGAUGUUCUUCAAUCUUGCGAUAAGGAGGCAUACCAGUUAAUUAACCACCUCUUAGUUAUUUUGACUACCCUCCCUGUGAGCAACGCAACCCCAGAAAGGUCAUUUUCAGGAUUGAGGCGUCUUAAGACGUGGCUAAGAAGCACAAUGCGCCAAGACCGCUUAACUGGAUUGGCCCUCAUGCUUACGCACAGAGAUGUUAAUGUAGAUAUUGAAAAAGUAAUAGAUAGAUUUGCUAAGACGAGAGGUGGUAAGCAUCGGCUAGAAUUUGCUUUGGAUUAAUUAAGCUUGACAGUGUAGUAGUAGAAAUUGGAAAUUCGAUAUGUUAUGUUUUUAGAAUUGUUCAUGAAUAAAAUACUCUUAUUGCACUGUACCAUUAA